GGCCAAUCGCCAGCAAUGACGCGAAGAAUAUUAAGAAUUACUUGUUCGAAGUAGGUGGAAGUUAUCGAUGUGACUUCUGCAGCCUUCAUCUCUAUAAAGUUGUCAUUACGAAGGCCAGAUAAGAUUUUGUUAGACGUUAUGAUUAGUUGCCGACAACUUUAACGAACAAGCCAUAUAGGAAAUAAUUACAUUGACAUAGCUAGCUAACUAACUAAGAGGUAGAGAAGGACAUUUACAACGACGAUGAUAGCCUCUCAUCUUCUGGCUUACUACUUCACGGAGCUCCACCAUGACAAAGUUCAACAAGUGGAUAAAUACCUGUACCACCUGCGGUUAUCAGACGAGAACCUGAUGGACGUGUCGGUGAGAUUCCGACGGGAGAUGGACAAGGGUCUGGGCCGUGACUCCAGCUCCACGGCCGCUGUCAAGAUGCUGCCCACGUUUGUGCGUUCCACCCCUGAUGGGACAGAAAAGGGAGACUUCCUGGCUCUAGAUCUGGGUGGGACCAACUUCCGGGUCCUGCUGGUGAAAGUGUCUGACAAUGGGAAGCAGAAGGUGGAGAUGGAGAACCAGAUCUAUGCUAUUCCUGAGGAGCUGAUGAGGGGCAGUGGCUCAGAGCUCUUCGACCACAUUGCUGAGUGUCUAGCUAACUUCCUGGAAAGGCUGGGAAUAAAGAAUCAGAAGCUUCCUCUGGGCUUUACCUUCUCCUUCCCCUGCCAGCAAACCAAACUGGAUGAGAGUAUUCUGGUGUCAUGGACCAAGGGCUUCAAGUCACACGGGGUGGAAGGGAGAGACGUGGUCAGCCUUCUGAGGAAAGCCAUCAAAAAGAGAGGGGACUUUGACAUUGACAUUGUGGCUGUAAUCAACGACACUGUGGGCACAAUGAUGACCUGUGGAUACGACGACCAUCACUGUGAAAUAGGCCUCAUUGUCGGUACCGGCACUAACGCCUGCUACAUGGAGGAGAUGCGUCACCUGGAGCUGGUGGAGGGGGACGAGGGGAGGAUGUGUGUCAACAUGGAGUGGGGGGCAUUCGGUGACGACGGCGCUCUGGAUGACCUCCGUACAGACUUCGACCGGGAGAUCGACGCCGGCUCCCUCAACCCCGGCAAACAGCUGUUUGAGAAGAUGAUCAGUGGGAUGUACAUGGGGGAGCUGGUGCGUCUGAUCCUGGUAAAGAUGGCCAAGGAGGACCUGGCGUUCAAGGGUCACACCACUCCUGACCUCCUCACCACAGGACACUUCCAGACCAGCUUUGUCUCCGCCAUCGAAAACGACAAAGACCAGGAGGGUCUGGUGAGUGCGGAGAAGGUGCUGAGGGGGCUGGGCCUGGACCCCUCUGGGGAGGACUGCGUGGCCACUCAGAGGGUGUGUCAGGUGGUGUCGACACGAGCCGCCCACCUGUGUGCUGCCACGCUAGUCUCUGUUUUGAGACAGAUCAGAGACAACAAGGCUGCGGAGAGGCUGAGGACAACCAUAGGAGUGGACGGCUCUGUCUACAAGAACCACCCACAGUUUGCGCGGCGGCUCCACAAGAUGGUACGGCGUCUGGUGCCGGACUGCGACGUGCGUUUCCUGCGCUCAGAGGACGGCAGCGGGAAGGGGGCGGCCAUGGUGACGGCGGUGGCCUACCGGCUGGCUACCCAACAUGCUGAGCGGCAGCGUGUUCUGGACGCCCUGCGUCUGAGCCGGGAGCAGCUGCUGGAGGUGAAGAGGAGGAUGGGAGAGGAGAUUAAUAGGGGCCUGGCCAAGGAGAGUCAUGACCAGGCCACCGUCAAGAUGCUGCCCACCUACGUCCGCUCCACCCCCGACGGAACAGAGCACGGUGACUUCUUGGCCCUUGACCUUGGUGGCACCAACUUCCGAGUUCUGCUGGUUCGCGUGCGGGGCGGGAAGAGACGCAGCGUGGAGAUGCACAACAAGAUCUACGCCAUCCCCCAGGAGGCUAUGCAGGGCACUGGAGAGGAGCUGUUUGACCACAUAGUGCACUGCAUCGCUGACUUCCUGGAGUACAUGGGUAUGAAAGGAGCUUCCUUGCCCCUCGGCUUCACCUUCUCCUUCCCCUGCCAUCAGAAUAAACUGGACCAGGGUAUCUUGCUAAAGUGGACCAAGGGUUUCAAAGCUACUGGCUGCGAGGGAGAGGAUGUUGUGUCUCUACUGAAGGAUGCUAUCCACCGCAGAGAGGAGUUUGACCUGGACGUGGUUGCUGUGGUGAAUGACACUGUGGGCACCAUGAUGACCUGUGGCUACGAAGACCCACUGUGUGAGGUGGGCCUCAUCGUAGGUACUGGCACCAAUGCCUGCUACAUGGAGGAAAUGCAGAAUGUGGAGCUGGUGGAGGGGGACGAGGGGAGGAUGUGUGUUAACAUGGAGUGGGGGGCCUUUGGGGACCACGGGGAGCUGGACGACUUCAGCACAGAAUUCGACAGAGCCGUCGACGACUGUGCCACCAACCCUGGCAAACAGAGGUAUGAGAAGAUGAUCAGUGGGAUGUACCUUGGGGAGAUAGUGAGGAACAUACUGCUGGAGUUCACUGCAAAGGGACUUCUGUUCCGAGGCAAACUCUCUGAGAGGCUCAAGACCAGAGGCAUCUUUGAAACCAAGUUCCUCUCCCAGAUCGAGAGUGACCGUCUGGCCCUGAGGCAGGUGCGCUCCAUCCUGCAGCACCUGGGUCUGACCAGUUCUACGUGUGACGACAGUAUCCUGGUGAAGGAGGUGUGCAGCGUGGUGGCUCGUCGCGCUGCCCAACUCUGUGGUGCCGGCCUGGCCGCUGUGGUCGAUAAGAUCCGGCAGAACCGCAACCUCUCCGAGCUCAAAAUCACAGUGGGUGUCGAUGGAACGCUCUACAAACUACAUCCACACUUCUCCAGCAUCAUGCAUGAGACGGUCAGGGACCUGGCGCCUCAGUGCGAGGUCACUUUCCUCCAAUCAGAGGAUGGAAGUGGAAAGGGGGCGGCUCUCAUCACGGCGGUGGCCUGUCGCAUUCGAGACGCCGGACAGCGCUGAGCGAGGGGCUCUGCGGACACCGAGAACAAGGGUUACGUCCCAAUUGGCACCCUAUUUCCUAAAUAGUGCACUACCUUUGACCAGUGCCCUAUGCUCAAAAGUAGUGUACUGAAUAGGGAGGGGGGGGGGGGGGGGGGCGGUCACAACAGGGACAGCACAGGAUGACAAAGGGAUACUGGAAAAGGAACUAAACGGACUUCUUACUUAGAGAUUUGCUGUGCCUCAUCGCAUCUGUUAAUCAAAAGGAUCUGUUAAUCAAAAGUAGUGAAGUUCACAACAGCCUGCGUUGUUUGUUUUUUUACAGUUUUUUGAUUCUGGUGUGUGUUUGUAAUAGAAAGUACUUGGCCGGUGGGCCACAUUGAAAAGGGACUUGCAGAGAAUUAAAUAUUUUUGUUAUGAAUAUGUUUGUUUCCUAACAGAAGCAGAGAUUCUGUUUUCUUAUGUGAAAUGUGACAGUGAUAUUGAUGACCUUAGCUGUGUUCGAUUACUCAUACUAACCACACUAACCAUACUUUUUGUGACAAAUUGAGUAUGUAGUAUGCUUAUUGGUCAUAGUAUGGAUGGAGUUAUUAUGCCAAAAGUUCCCAGAUGUCGUACUAAAUUCGCCAAAAUACAAAGUAUACAAGCAGUGAACACUAUUUCCUUGCUUUUAGGGUCACAUAAUGCAAUUCUUCAGAAAAUGUGAAUGGCUUCACAACGUUUUCAGAUUUGAAGAGAAUGGUGGAAAAUAUGCAGCCGAAGACUGACGAGAGCAGAUACAAAUUCAUUGCUUUAAGUAAUGAUGACAAAUGUUAAAAUGUUGAACAAUGUAAUAAAGUCAUGGCUUUUCAAAUAAGUUAUAUGUUGGCUGACAAUUUGUUAGCCACGCUAUCCUUACAAACUGCAUAGCAUUACAGCAGUACCGGUAUGUUAGCUAGUUACCUAACAUUAGUUGGCUACAAAUACAUCGAACUUGCCAGGCAGUAUAUUAACUAUAUGCUAUCUACCCAACAUUAUUGACUUGGUUAUUCACAUCAUUCUUAGCUAAGUAGUAUAGUCAUUGUUAAUUCUGGCUAUCUACUCUGAUUUCAGAGCACUCUCCUCUGAGUGUACCAGAGCACAGAAUAACAGAUUAAUUUUACGAAAGCUCAACACCCGUUGAAUAUGGCCGGUGUCAGUAAACGUCGGCAAAAAAAAGCCUAAUUAAAUUAUUGCCAGCAGCACAGUUGGAGUCACCAACGCUCUAGAUAACAUGAAAACAGCCUAACCAACUCGGCUAGGAUGAGUAAAAUGGUCAGUGAAGUGGUCUCAUUUGUGUUCGGGAAGUAGUUAGCUUGGGUGCUUGAUUGCCGUUGUGAGGUCCGAACGCUCGGCUCAACCCUACUCCUUGAAUGCUCCGAGAUCGAAACGCUCAGAAUUUACGAACAGACAAUGGACAAUCUGACAACAAAUUGAAUUUACGUACACACCCGAAAUCGUAACAUGUCUAGCUAGUCAUUUGCUAUGCUAGCAAGAGGUUGCAUAGCAACAGCAUCAACUUCAGGUAGACAGGCAAAGCACUAGUAUGCUCAACUGAAAGGAUACCGUUUGUUUACAGUAUACUAAAAUGAACUAGUAGUGUGUGUAUACUCAUUAAAUAUAUAGUAUGUUCGUAUGGGUAUUCGAACACAGCUCAUGUCUUCAGAAUGGUGACUGCUGUACUAGGAAUGAAACCACACCUGGGUUCAGAAUCUGAUAUAUUUGAAAUAUUUCAAAUACUUUAGAGCAUUCGCUCUAUUCUACCUGUAGCGCCAGGCGGGUUAAGUUGGGACUUUUCUAUUGGGUCCAUUGCAACAGGCAAGCUCAGUCAAGCACAGCUAAAGUACUUCAAACAUUAACAUAACAGAAUAUGUACCAAGUCCAUUAAUGCCUAGAACACUCUUGUUAGAACUAGAACGGUACAUUCAUUUAUUUAAGAAAUGUGUUGUGUUUCAUAAAAUGUCUAACUAAUGAAAAGUGGGAGUCUAGAAGUGAGGCUAAAUUGUGAAUUCAAACACUGACAAAUCGAUUGGAAUACACCUUAUUUUAGAGUAUGUCCUGGUUUGUCUGCAGGUGAAAUAGAAAUUAAAUAAUGAUCCAUGUCCAUGGCUCUAAUCUAAAUUUCUUUCUGCUUUUCCUAGCAUUAUACAGUAUCUUCUUGCCAUAUCAACUGUAUUGGAGGAGAAGAUGGACCUGAGGGGACCUUUGACUUUUUGAGAAGGAGUCGAGAGAGGAUGCGAGGAACGGAGGAAAGGGGAAUAGAGAAAGUGCACAUGGUAGAUUUCCAAUUGGUUUAACGACUGCUCGCAUCCUCCUCACCUCCUUUUGAAAAAGGUCAAAGGUAAGUAAGAAAGGGUAACUUUGAAAUAAAUGUGCUUGUAUGAAUUGACUCCUCUCUGCUAGUGUGUCAAGCAGGUAUUCUGUCAGGGGUACGCCAAAUAAAAAUGAUUCACUUUUUUUUUCA
Molecule: messenger RNA, 5467 nt
Organism: Oncorhynchus kisutch (coho salmon)
Lineage: Eukaryota; Metazoa; Chordata; Actinopteri; Salmoniformes; Salmonidae
Product: hexokinase-2
Exons: 18
Coding region: 244-3006 (920 amino acids)
Biological process (GO): intracellular glucose homeostasis; glucose metabolic process; carbohydrate phosphorylation
Cellular component (GO): cytosol; mitochondrion
Molecular function (GO): glucokinase activity; D-glucose binding; ATP binding
Source: RefSeq, a predicted model, not a curated record